This is a messenger RNA of Dentiscutata erythropus, 981 nucleotides long. The record is from the annotation of a GenBank genome assembly. Lineage: Eukaryota; Fungi; Glomeromycota; Glomeromycetes; Diversisporales; Gigasporaceae.
AUGUCAAAUAAUUCCAAAAAUUCUCUUACUGACACCCCAAAGAAGAAAGUUCGGAAGCUUACGUUAGAACGCACUGACGAUCCUAAUCUUGCAACUAUAGAUCUAGACGAAGUAACAUCUCUGUUAUUAAAUUCACAUCAAACAUAUAACGGAAGACAAUAUUUGAACGGUGUUGAUUUUCAUUACGUUUUACCAUCUGAUAAACCAGAAUUUGCAAGAUUAACUAUGUCCUAUAUAUUAAGAAAGCAUCUGUGGAAAAAAAAUUUUUGCUCACCAAUUGAGCAAAAGUUGAAUAUGGGUGCUACUAUAAUUGAUAUUGGGUGUGGCGGAGGUCUUUGGGUGAUCGACAUGGGUUUAGAAUAUCCUUCUUCUACAUUUAUAGGAAUUGAUGUAGAUGCCUCUAACUUCCCAUCAAGAGAUAAAUAUCCAUCAAAUGUCUGUUUUCUUACUUGCAAUGUAACACAUGGAGUCCCAUUUCCUCCAAAUAUUUUUGAUUUUGCUCAUAUAAGCAUGAUGUGGUGUGCUUUUUCUGAGCCGCAAUGGAUUUCAUUAAUCAAAGAACUCGUUAGAGUUUUAAAAUACGAUGGAUGGAUUGAAUUUGUUAACCCAAAUCCAUGCUCUAAAAAUCCUGGAAAGGUUGAAAAAUUGUUAUUUGAAUCUGCUUGUAUGGAAAUAAAAGGUGUUAAUAUUUCUAUUUAUGAAACUAUACCAAAAUAUCUUGAGGCAGUCGAUGAACUUGAUGAAAUAAAUUGUGCUACUAUAGAUUAUCCCGUAGGUGAUUUGUAUGGGUGCUUUGGCAAAUACGCGUUAGAGAAUGUUAAGCGAGUAUAUGAAAGUCUUGGGUUUCUUCCAAAACACAUGGAAAUAUCUAAUGAGGAAUAUAAUAAUUUAUUAAAUAAACUUUCCAAAGAAGCAAAUGAAAACAAAAGUGUUUGGGAAAUUUAUAGAUGUUUUGCAAAAAAAGUUCAAAUUACCAAUUAG